AUUCCCUCAUAAACUGCUCUGGUAAUCGAAUUAUUGCUGCAUUGUCAAAAGAAUAAUCCGGAGAGAAAUCCUCACAGUCUGUAUUAACUGCAUAAGGAUAAUCGAAAACUGUAUUAUCAACAUGGAAAAAGAAAAUGUUUGUUCUCAUCAACUAUUCAUAGUUUUUCGUCAAAAUGCAUGGAAUGGAGACAUAUCUAACAAAAACAUUUCGAAUUCAUUCAACAAUGCACAGCCUCAAGACAUUCUUAGUCGCUGUCUCUAAAUCUAUUCGCCAGCUUUCUAUUAUUGACGCUUUCGAAAAUAUUUCAUAACUCGGAAAAUUAUGUAACAAAAAUAAAUACGUGUAACAAUAUAAAUAAGACCCAUUCAAAUCACACUUAUAUAUAGAUAUAAAUAUAUCUAAACAGGAUUCAUAGUCAUUGAUGCAGGCGUUUGUAUACACGAUGUCUGAAGAACACAGCAUGAUCAUUGAAACUUUAGCGACAAUAGACUAAUUGAAAUCACGCAGAACUUGUGAAAAGAAUAAAUAGAUGUUCGUUGCGUCACUUUAGAAAACGCACGUCGUCCCCAACUUGUUCCAACUAAACAAUAUUAAUAUUAUUAACUACAUGCCGAUGUUAUUUAAUUUGCCUCCACUGAAACAUGUUUCUAUACAUAACUCUUGAUUUGACGAAAGAUUUGGCUUCUUUAAAUGCCGUAGUUUAUUAACAGCUCUUUUACACAUUCCUAUUGCUUUGGUCCUGAUUUAGUUCACACACUGACUAUCAUAUAUGAGAAACUUCUUUCGAAAGUCUCUUAUUCACAAAGGAAUUUGAUCACCGAUUGGUAAAGUCUGCUAUGCUUCUAUUUAUUAUGUCAUGGCAAACUUGAUGGUACAAAUCAUCGAGGGAUAGUUUGCAGAUUUGGAUAUUUACAUAACUAUGAAAGAAUAGAAUAAUGUCCCAUUUUUAAGUAAUGAUUUGUGUUAUCAUAAAUAUCUGUUAAAAUGAUUACAAGCAACUCGACCAUCGAUUCUUUGAUUUACGACGUCACAAGCAUCAAAGCCGGCUACAAUGUCCUCAUCCAGUCAACUCUGGAAACAUUGGUUCAGACCAGUGAAGAAAGUUCUGAUACUUAUAACAACAUGGAAGCACUUCGUAUGACACGCUUUAUCGUUCAAAAGAUAUGUGUGCCCAUUGUUAUAUUCUUUGGUGUGGUAAGCAAUAUAUUGAACAUCAUUGUGCUCACUCACAAGUCCAUGAAUACAUCGACUAAUGUCUAUCUAACGGUUUUGGCGGUCUUUGACACGCUCUAUCUUAUAUUCGGUUUCACGUUGAGUUUGAAACAUUUUUCACAGGUCAGCUCUGUUGAUGCAUACAUCUACUGGGUUCCCUAUGCACAUGUUCUCACAGACAUGUGCAGUAAUGUGGGUGUAUGGCAAACCAUCACAUUCACGGUUGAGCGUUACAUCGGUGUCUGUCACCCGAUCCGUGGACACGUAAUUUGUACUCCGCAGCGUGCGCGUAUAAUUACGGCCAUAGUUUCAUCCAUCGCCAUUGCCGUAACUGUCCCUGAGUUUUUUGAACGCCAAACAGUGGAAAGACUUGAUUCAAAUAAUCAAACAAUACUAAGAAAUGAAUGGACAGAAUUUGCAGAAACAUACGCCUACGACAAAGGUUAUAAUUGGUUCAUAGUUACCUCUUUCACCUUUCUUCCUCUCAUAUCUCUUGUGUUUUUCAACGGGCUCCUCAUAAGGGCCGUUGUCAAAGCCAAUAAAAUACGCCGCUUUAUGUCAAAGGCGCCAUUGCGAAAAUCGUCGGAGAAGAGCGGCAGCGAGCAACAGAAAAUCACUUUGAUGUUAAUAAGCGUUGCUUUAGUCUUCCUUAUAUGUCAGUUUCCGGGAGCAUUACUACUGCUUUACUCAAGAAGCAUAGCUCCUGGUAGAAGAGGAAAUGAUAUAAAAAUCGCCGCUAAUAUCACAAAUCUGCUAGUCCAGAUAAAUUCUUCGGUAAAUUUCAUUCUUUAUUCUUUAAUCAGCACGAAAUUCCGACGAACUUUUGCUUUAGUGUUCUGCUGUCGCAAAAGAGCGAUAGCACGCCACACGAAUUUUAAUCAAACAGAAAUCUCUAACAUUUAUCGAGCUACACCGAGAACAUCAGUGGGCGUCACGUGGUGUCCGACUCGAUCAAACGUCGCACCACAAGCGAGUCGAAGUACAGUCAGGACUUUUCCUUUUAAACCUAUAGAAAAUGGGAGUCCCAAAAAAAUGAAAGACUAUGUAAAUUUGGAAGAAUACUCUCCUUUCGAAAUUUCACCAAAUGAUUCUCCGGACGAAAAAGACAGUGUCUUAUAAGAAAACACUUCAAAUCGUCUGGGCGGGAGAUGUGUUCUUCGAGAGGGAUGUGUUCAAAAAGAAAAUGGUUUAUUCAUAUUAUUUUUCUUUUCUUCAUAGAUCUGAUUUGAAAUCUUGCUCUGAGAUCAACCUUCUGAUGGAGUAAAUUAUAUUGAAUAUGUAACCAUACUGUCGUGAUUGAUCCACCGAUCUCUUUGAAAAAAAAAUUAAUUAACGAUUAAUUCAACUUUUGUCUUUGGGAGAAA
Octopus sinensis (East Asian common octopus) is the source of this 2577-nucleotide messenger RNA. RefSeq names its product FMRFamide receptor-like. The record is from RefSeq and is a predicted model, not a curated record. Gene Ontology annotation, molecular function: G protein-coupled receptor activity. The transcript is spliced from 3 exons. Gene Ontology annotation, cellular component: membrane. Bases 986 to 2332 code for a protein of 448 amino acids. NCBI's taxonomy places the organism in Eukaryota, Metazoa, Mollusca, Cephalopoda, Octopoda, Octopodidae. Gene Ontology annotation, biological process: G protein-coupled receptor signaling pathway.